AUGGCAUCCGACCUGUCAGAUGGCGUGCAGCAAGUCGCGGGCAGCCUCUCCUCGACUCUCGUCAACCCCAUGACUGCCGCGAGCGCCGAGGUAGCAACAGCUGCCCGUGAGCCUGUAAGCUGGCUUGGCUUCAUCGGGUGGCUGCUCUAUCUCGUCCUCAACCUCAUCUCGACGCUUCUCUACUGGACUGUCCGGAUAGUGUCCAUUUCCCUUCCCAGGCUGCUCUACGCCUUGUUUUCCACAAGCUGGACGGUCACCAUGAACGCCACCACACUCAUGUUUGUCGUGGUGGCCGUCGUCUCGGCGGCCAGUUGGAUCGUGAGAUACCGCAUCCUCAACAUGUACUCGCGCCUGCCGCCCGAGCCGCAGCGAAAGGAACCAGAAAUCGACCUUUUUCCCGAUUCGCAUGACGAGGGCCGGAAAGGGGGCUUUGCCAGCUAUCUGGACGAGUUCCUCAGCGCCAUCAAGAUCUUUGGCUACCUCGAGCGCCCAGUCUUUCACGAGCUCACCCGGAGCAUGCAAACCAGGAAGCUGAUCGCCGGCGAGACCAUCAACCUGGAGGAAGAAAAGGGCUUCUGCAUUGUCGUCGAUGGUCUGGUGGAGAUCUUUGUCAAGUCCGGCCGACAGGGCACUUCGCACCGCGAUGUAUCCCCAGCUCACGACCUCGACUCGUCUACUGAUGACGACCCGCCGGACGGUCAGCAGAGAUAUCAGCUUCUGACCGAAGUGCGCAACGGCUCUCCCAUGUCUUCCCUGUUUUCCAUCAUGUCGCUGUUCACUGAGCAUGUCAAACUCAGUCUCAACGACGACGCUCUACCCCUCGCACCGACGGGGGACGUUGAUUACCGCAGACACGCGUCCGUAGGACAUUCCGGCGGCCAAGCGUUCAACGCUGUGCCCUUGUCCAUGCCAACCACACCGCGCCUGGGCACCAAGAGGGGGGGUCCACAGGCCACCAAAGACACGAUUGCCGAAGACGCCACCGACCACCCCCUUGGCGACAUGUGCGGCCCGAGCUCCAACAUUCCUCCCAUCUCGCUUGACAAGCCUUCUCCCGCGAGGCCACGCAGACCCGAGCCUCCCAGUCCGACAACCUCGCAUUCGGCUCACCCCGACAUCAUCGCUAGAGCCACGGUGGAUACGACCAUUGCCAUUAUUCCGGCAAGCGCAUUUCGCCGUCUCAUACGGAUAUACCCCAAGGCCACUGCCCACAUCGUCCAUGUUAUCCUCUCGCGCUUCCAGCGCGUGACCUUGGCGCAUGCCUUUGACUACCUGGGCUUGACUGGCGAGGUGUUGCAAACGGAGAAGAGCAUGACCAAGUACACCGUCUGCCAGCUUCCCAACCUACUGCGUGGCGACGCCCUGUCCAGGUUGAAGGAGAAGUUCAAACACGAACGUGCUCGGAUCGCCGACGACGUCGAGAUGAACGGCAUCGCCUUGCACAAUGCCGCUGCAACCAGGCAGCGUCGCUCUAGCAGCAUGACACUGCGCAGGGAAGCCAUGCUGUCGUCGAUGAUGACGAAGCAGCGCCCUGCAUCAUCCACAAGGGAAAGCACAACGUCACAUACCCCACACCCGCCUCAGACACCACGUCUUGAUAUAGAUCAUCCGGGGGACUUGGCAAAUGUCCCUCUCACCCGAAACACUGGGCGAGACUUUGGAGACCUGGCCACCCCUCUUGCUCACGGGUCCUUCAAUCCCUUUGACGCUCAACGCCACACACGCAUUUCCAUGGAUGCUCGGGAAUCUGUUGAUGAGGACAACCUGUUCCGGUCGUCCAUCUUGGAGUGCAUGUUCAAAUCGCUCGGACUAGAUGGCAAUGACUCCUCCCGAGAACCUGCAUCUGUGGAGGCAUCUCCCCGGCUUUUUGGGGCGGACCACCGACGCAAAACGCUUGGGACAAACAACGCCUUCGGCUUUAUCGGACCCUUUGAUGGCGUUGCAGACGGCGAGACGGACUCUUUGACAUCCAGCGGUCUGACAGUUCGCACCCCGCCAAGCGCACAGGCCUUGUCUCAAGACAUGAAGAACGAGGUUGAGAUUGUCUUCUUCCCCAAGGGCUCCGUGCUGGUCGAGCAGGGAGAGCGGAACCCUGGGCUGUAUUAUGUCAUCGAUGGCUUCCUGGAUAUGGGCACGUACACCACGGAAUACAAACCGCAAAGUAUAUUGCAGACGUAUGACGCAACGCCUUUGGAUGCUGAUCUCCAGGACGACCGCGCGGAGGCUCGAGCCGACCCCCACAAAAGAGCAGACCGCGCCCGCCGCAGUGUGUCGCUGGUCAAACCCGGCGGACUCGCGGGAUACAUUGGCAGCCUGUCGUCAUAUCGGUCUUUCAUCGAUGUCGUAGCCAAGACGGACGUCUACGUCGGAUUUCUCCCACGGACAGCAUUGGAGAGAAUUGUGGAUAGAUACCCCAUUGUGCUAUUGACAAUGGCAAAGAGGUUGACGCACGUGCUGCCCCGUCUCAUCCUGCACAUCGACUUUGCUCUCGAAUGGGUCCAAGUAAAUUCCGGACAAGUCAUUUUUCACAAAGGCGACGAGUCGGAAGCCAUUUACAUCCUGCUCAACGGCCGACUUCGUCUUGUGGAUGAUAGAAAAGAUGGCAGCGUGACGGCGCUGGCAGAAUUCGGCCAAGGCGAAAGCGUGGGUGAGCUCGAGGUUCUCACGGAGACGGUUCGCCCCGGAACGUUGCAUGCUAUCCGAGACACCGAGCUAGUCAAAUUCCCACGGACCUUGUUCAACAGCCUGGCACUCGAGCAUCCGAAUAUCACCAUCAAGAUUUCCAAGAUUAUCGCCUCGCGCAUGAGAGCCGCAGUCGAAGAUCCACCAACGGCCGGCGGCAAAGAGUCCGGGUCUGGUAGCUCAAACAACCAGAGAAAGGCGACGAUGAAUCUGCGAACCGUUGCCGUUCUUCCAGUCACGGCUGGCGUUCCGAUAGUGGAGUUUGCCCAUCGAUUAAUGAAUGCUCUGGCGCAAGUCAGCCCACCCAAUGGAGCCACCUCGCUCAAUCAGGCGGCAAUCUUGAACCACCUCGGCAAGCACGCCUUCAAUAAGAUGGGCAAACUGCGCCUGACUCAGUAUCUUGCUGACCUAGAGGAGAAGUACGGCUUAGUGGUAUACGUCGCAGAUACCAAUGUCAAUUCCCCCUGGACCCAGACUUGCAUCACCCAGGCCGACAGCAUUCUGCUGGUUGGUCUUGCUGAUGGAUCGCCGGCCACUGGAGAGUAUGAACGUUUCAUGCUCGGGAUGAAGUCGACAGCUAGGAAGAUGCUCGUUUUGCUUCACAACGAGCGCUUUUCUCGCUCAGGCUUAACCAGGUCCUGGCUUCGGAAUCGUAUGUGGAUCAAUGGCGGCCACUUCCACAUCCAGAUGCCUAUCAGCACGGAUGCCAUCCCCGUUCAUAGCCCGCGUUCCAAGAGACUUGGCCAAGCUCUCAAGGAAAGAGUUCAGGUCCUCCAGGCCGAGAUACAAAAAUACACGUCGAGAAAAGUCCACCACGUCCCGUACUACUCGCCCGAGACUCCAUACAAGGGUGAUUUCCAUCGUCUCGCUCGUCGCCUAUGCGGCAAGUCGAUUGGCCUCGUGCUCGGGGGCGGAGGAGCCAGGGGCAUGAGCCAGAUUGGCGUGAUUCGCGCCAUGGAAGAGGCCGGUAUUCCCAUCGACAUUGUUGGCGGCACAUCCAUCGGUUCUUUUGUGGGAGCCUUGUACGCGCGACACGCAGACAUUGUUCCCAUGUUUGGCUUUGCCAAGAAGUUUUGCGGCCGCAUGUCGAGUUUGUGGCGAUUUGCACUCGACCUGACGUAUCCCUCGGCCUCGUACACCACAGGACACGAGUUCAACAGGGGCAUUUUCAAGACGUUUGGCAAAACGCAGAUUGAGGAUUUCUGGCUGGAAUUCUACUGCAACACGACCAACAUCAGCAAGAGCCGUGUCGAGUUCCACACGAGUGGGUACGCGUGGCGGUACAUCCGAGCCUCCAUGUCCCUUGCCGGACUGCUGCCCCCGCUGUGCGACGAAGGCUGCAUGCUCCUGGACGGCGGUUACGUGGACAACCUGACCGUGUCGCACAUGAAGGGGCUGGGCGUCGACACCAUCUUCGCCGUGGAUGUCGGCGCCCUCGACGACGACACGCCGCAGACGUACGGCGACUCGCUGUCGGGAAUGUGGGCCUUCUUCAACCGGUGGAACCCGUUCUCGUCUCACCCCAACCCCCCGACGUUGGCCGAGAUUCAGGGCCGACUGGCCUACGUUUCCAGCGUCGACGCGCUGGAGCGGGCCAAGACGAUGGCGGGCUGCAUCUACAUGCGGCCCCCGAUUGACGACUACGGCACGUUGGACUUUCACAAGUUUGACGAGGUCUACCAGCGCGGUUACAGGUUCGCCCAGGAGUUUCUGAGCAAGAUGAAGGAGGAAGGCGGCUUUCCCUGGAUGGAGGAGACGGGGGCAAAGGAAGCCAUGCGGCGGACCAAGGCGCCCCGGAGAGCCAGCAUUUGA
Ustilaginoidea virens is the source of this 4494-nucleotide messenger RNA. RefSeq lists its product as uncharacterized. Bases 1 to 4494 code for a protein of 1497 amino acids. The transcript is spliced from 3 exons. Gene Ontology annotation, biological process: lipid metabolic process. The record is from RefSeq and is a predicted model, not a curated record. Lineage: Eukaryota; Fungi; Ascomycota; Sordariomycetes; Hypocreales; Clavicipitaceae. Gene Ontology annotation, molecular function: phosphatidylcholine lysophospholipase A1 activity. Gene Ontology annotation, cellular component: endoplasmic reticulum.